Molecule: messenger RNA, 1354 nt
Organism: Morus notabilis
Lineage: Eukaryota; Viridiplantae; Streptophyta; Magnoliopsida; Rosales; Moraceae
Product: origin of replication complex subunit 4
Exons: 16
Coding region: 22-1275 (417 amino acids)
Biological process (GO): DNA replication initiation; DNA replication
Cellular component (GO): nuclear origin of replication recognition complex; nucleus
Molecular function (GO): ATP hydrolysis activity; DNA replication origin binding; ATP binding
Source: RefSeq, a predicted model, not a curated record
AGAAAUCGACUUUCAGUCCUGAUGGGGCGAGAAAAUCCAGCAGAGAAAGCCCUAGGUCUUCUGCGGAGAAGACUCUGCGAUCCCAGUUUCGUCUUCAAACCUUUCUCCGAUUCUCCCGACUCCAAUUACAGUAAAUUGAAAUUCAUAAUAUCAAGUUCCGUCACUGAGGCUUGUAACAACUCCAUCUUGCUUCUAGGCCCCCGUGGUUCCGGGAAAAUUGCGGUGCUGGAGCUUGUUAUCAGUGAUUUGUUACUAGAAUUUCCUGAUAUGAUUUCAGUGAUAAAGCUAAGUGGACUUUUGCACAGUGAUGACAAUUGCGCGUUCAAGGAAAUUGCUAGGCAGUUGUGUGUGGAGCAUCAGCUAUUGUUCUCCAAAAUGGCGUCAUUUGAUGAUAAUUCGCAAUUCAUGAUAGCCAUGCUACGGGAGUGUGGAUUAGCUCAUAAAACAAUUAUUUUUGUACUGGAUGAAUUUGACCUAUUUUCUCAGGGAAAACAACGAUUACUUUAUAGUUUGCUAGAUGCUAUGCAAUCAGUAUCGUCACAAGCUGUUGUUAUUGGCGUGAGUUGUCGAUUGGAUGCGGAUCAGCUUUUGGAGAAAAGAGUAAGAUCUCGUUUUUCACAUAGAAAGCUAUUGUUCCUUCCACCCAAUAAGGAAGACAUGCAGCGGUUGUUGGAAAAUAUUUUGUUAUUGCCAACGGACUCAACCUUUCCCCAAGACUAUACUGUUCAGUUCAAUGCAAAGUUACAAAAUAUCUUAGCAGAUGAGAGAUUUAAAGAUGUUCUUAACACAUACAUAAACACUGAUUCCACAGUCAACUAUUUAUUGAAAUUUCUAUUUCGCGCAGUUUCUAACAUGGAUUUGGUAACUGGAUUCUUGUCACUGGAGAACUUCAAAACUGCGCUAUCGAAUGUCCAAAGGCAGCCUAAGCUGGAAUGCAUAAAAGAUUGCUCCAUAUUGGAACUCUAUAUCCUGGUAUGCAUGAAGAAGUUGGAGAUUAAAGAGCAAAACUCGUAUAACUUCAACUCAAUAAUGAAAGAGUACAAAACCGUACAUGAUUCUUUCCAAACAUCAGAUUAUUAUGCACAAAACGUAUGCUUACGGGCAUUUGAACACCUUUUACAACGCGAAUUAAUCAGUUUUACAGACAGCAGAGGAAACAAUCAGUCGAUUGAGUUUCGUCCAGUAAAGCUUUUAGUCUCAUCUCAUGAAUUGCAUCAGGGACUGAAAUCAUAUCGUUCCUGUCCUGCCAUUCUUCAAAAACUAAUGGCUGGUUAGCUGCCCUUGUGUAAUCAGGAAAUUUGUUCUUUACUCCAAUCUGUAAUUGUUUCCUGAGAUUUUGUCUCUCUUUUUCCGU